UCUUCCGUCUGGGCAUGCGCACUUCAUACUGUAAUGAACCAGAUUGCAAUAUGGCGAACAGACAAUGUCAAUCGGAAUCCAACGACGGUGGUGGCCUUCAGACACUUCAAGGUCGCAAAUCUCUCGAGGAUAAUGAAUUUAGCGAAUCUGGUACAAAGCGAAGAACUCGUUCUGGUAAGAUGCAACAAGAGAGCCGAUUGAAAAAGCAACGUAAGUCCGACGAAGACGAAACCAGUUACAGCAUUCAACAACAUGACGAAGAAGAAGAAGAAGAAGAAGCAGAAGCAGAAGAUGGUGGUGGUGGUGAUAGCAGUGGCGGCGGAGACAACAAAAACUCCGAUCCAUCGACACAAGGAGAUGCUUCGGCAUCCGGCGAACCCGAAUUAACUACGGAAGAGUUGAUUGCACGUGCCAAACGAGAAUAUAAUAAGGAGAGGAAAAUUAUUAUCCGGAAUGUUCCGCCUGUUACAUACGAGGAAGUAAAAGAGUUCAUUGGUGGACAUAGCAUUUCCAACAUUGUAAUCAGCAAGAAAUCUCGUCAUGCUAUUGUUACUCUUAUGAAUGGUGAAGAUGCUGAAGAGAUUGUGGAACAGCUGAGUGGUAAACAACUACUUGACACUGAUGUUACUGUUAGUUUGCACCCUAGUGAUAAAAUGUUGUGUCUUACGAAUCUCCCUGAAGAUUGUUUGGAAAUGGAAGUUCAUAAGUUACUGCUCACAUAUGGACCAAUGGAAAAAUUCUUUCUGAUGCGUUGUGAAGAAACUGGGGAAAGCAAAAAUUAUGCUAUAUUUGAAUAUUGCCACAAUAAGGAAAAGUCCACUUGUAUUAAAGAGGGUUUGAACUGUCAGAAAUACAAGAAUAAUCUUCUGGCAUGUGAUUUCAUUGAGGAAAAUUUGGUGGCUUCUUAUGACAAGUUGAACUCAAAAUGUCUUCUUAUUGAUGGUUUACCAAAAAACUUCAAGGAUACAGCUAAGUUAAAGGAUAUGUUCUCUACAAACCAGGCUCCCAUUUAUUGCCAGAUUGUUAUGAAAGAGAAUGAAUCUCAAGAGUGUGCUAUCGUUGAAUAUGCAACUGCAGAAGCUGCCGAGGCUACAUGGAAAUGCAUGAGAGAUACAGAAGUUGAGACCAAGAAAGUUGCAGUGUCUUUCUGCAUUCCAGGUUCAUCUGCAGUGUCCAUUUAUAACAAGAUUGUUCAGCAGAAGGAGAAGGUGGCCUCCCCAUUUCAAGCUGGAGCAGUAUUGAACAGCAUCAAAUCGGGUUUGUUGCCUGAUCCGGUAUUUCCAAACCCUUCAAUGAUGAGCAACCCUCUAGUCAAAGGCUUGGCUAAUCAGAAUCCAAAAUUGCUUGAGCAAUUUCACCAAGCUCUUCAGCUACUUCAGAAAACCUACAUACAUCAGACCAUCAUGAGAAAUGCCAAACCAGUUACAGGUCUUCUCGGCCCUGGUCCCAAUGUUUCCUUCAAUCCACUGAUGAACUCAAACAUGCAGCUUGGAUUGAUCAUUCUGCUUGCUCUCCAGAUGCAAGGACAAAGACAACAAUUAUUCACUGGACCCCUGGCCAACCAACUCAAUAUGCUCACUUCAGUUGGAGAACAGUCCAACUUUCAAGCUGUCCUCAAAGGACAGAAGCCUUCACUCUUGGGCGACCCUAUGACUGCUCAAGCUAACAUCCUCGUUCAGAAUUUAAUGUCUCAAAUGAACAAAGAACCAUCAUCAGAUGACAAAAAAGCAAGUGCUGCCAAAAGACAAAACCAAGAUGUGAAUCCUCUACCUACUGGUUUCAAUGAAGGAAAUGCCGCUUUGCCAAAACCUGUUAAGGUACCAUUUACUCAGACUCCAGUUUCUGAUGUUCAGAAAAUUCAAAACUUGAACAUCCAACAAUUGAUGGCACUUGGUCAGUUAAUGAGCACAAUGCAGAACAGCAAUAAUCUGCAAGGGUUGGCAGCAAACCUGAAUCAAGGAAGUGACAAGAAUACUUCCCAAACUGGUGCUUUCAUCUCAAACCAACAGCAGAAGAGCAACUGGGGUGGCUCACCAAGCAUGAAUAUUCCAUCACUCGCCAAUGCUAUUGGCAAGCCUGGUCUCCUUCCUAGCCCUAAUCAAAAAGCAGGUAGUUCUCCGGGCUUUGGAAACUUUAAUCAAAACAUGGUAGCAGCUGCUAACUUUAUGCGUAAUUUACAAGUUCUAGCUGCAGCUCAGCAGAUGGCCUCUAACAAGGGCAACACCAACUCCAAUCAGAGAACCACGCCUGUCAGUAAAGACAAGACUGCUAUGAUAGGAGCAGGUUCAUUGCUUGGAAGCCCUCCAGUAGUGAGUAAGUCCAAUUCCAGCAGUUCUUUCUCAGCUGGUAGAUCUGGAUCUCUUAACAGUUCUUACACCUCUGACAAUAGGAGCUACAGUGAUACAACUUCUCAGAGACUGAGCAGGGGUACAUACAGUUAUGAUACAUCCAAGAGAAGCAGCCUGUUGAAUGAACCAGAAGCAAGUCAAUCAAAUCAGUCAUCUGGAAGUUACGUAUACGACAGAAUGUCUUCUGGUUACUCAACGAGCCGUGGAACUUCAAGUUACAAUAGCCAGCCUCGAACUGGACAGUAUAGUUCAAGUUACAACUAUCAGACUGGAAACAAUGUUGGUUCUAGCAGUAGUUUGGUUCCAUCCACUAGCCUUGGUACUGGAACCACCAGUGCCACCACUGAUUACUCCAGCACUAUAUAUAACAACCAAUAUGGAACCACUAGCAAUGACCAAUAUUAUGACAACUAUAGUAAUUACUAUGACAAUCAGACUUACCAUUCUAACUAUUAUGACCAAAAUGAAGGGGAUGACAGUGAUGUUUAUAAUUCUGCUAAAAGCCAGGCAACUACUGACUAUUAUAACAAAGACUUGGCAAACAGCUACACACACUCUGGUUAUUCUGAUAACUAUACUGGAAGCAACGCAACUGCAAGCACUGGUCAAUAUGAAGGGAUAUAUAGUAAUUAUGGGAACAACACUGAUUCCAGCACUGGUUACUGGGGCUCAAGCACUAACACAUAUGGUACAAGUUCCUACAGUAAAGGAGCAUAUACAAAUGAUACUACUAGCCCCAGUUAUCAGUCAUCUUACUCCAACUACACCAGUCCAACACUGAGCAGCACCUAUGGAAGCACUUCAAACUAUGGCACCUCCUCUUAUUCCAGUCAUUAUGGUACUUCCACUAGCACCACUUCUCUGACAUCUCCUAUUGGUCAGAAACGAAGCUAUAGUCAUUUGUUGCCACCACCUGAAGCCAGUCCAGAAGGUGCUUAUGUCGGACAACACUCUCAAGGAAUCGGUGGUCAUUAUGCAGACUCCUAUGGGAAGAGAAAGCGUUAUGACACUAGUGUCACUGCAAAAGGGAGCAGCUACUAUUGACAUUGUUUUUUAACUUACCACAAUUAUUUCAAUGUCUUGACACUUGGGUGUUUUUUGGUUGGUUUUUUUUUUUUUUUAAUUUUUUUUUUUACCCUUCACCAUGUUUGAUCAUCUCUCUCCCUCUCUCUCUCUCUCUCUCUCUCUCUCUCUCUCUCUCUCUCUCUCUCUCUCUCUCACCUGUCAAAGACCACUUGCAAAGCUCAGAUGGAUGAACCAACAGACAGACAAUUCACUCAACUUUUCUCACCAACACUAUAGUUUAAUGUACAUUUUUAACAUUGAUAGAUGUAUCCUGGCUGGAUUAUUUUUAUUGUUGCUAUUAUCAUCAUCAUCAUCAUAAUCAUCAUCCUCAUCAUUAUUAUUGUUGUUGUUGUUGUUGUUAAGGUGAAAAGCAAAAUUGAUGGAGUGACUGGCAAUAUAUAUAUUGCAGUAUUUAGUUACAUCUCAUUACACUUUUAGUUCAACUGCUGCCAAGGUUGACUUUGUCUUUCAUCCUUCCGGGAUUGAUAAAAUAAAGUAUGAGUCAAAUGCUGGAGUUGAUCUAAUUGACUACACCUCUUCCUCAAAAACUUGUGGUCUUCUGCCUGUUAGAAAUUACUUCUAUUUACUACUGAGAUCUUUGGAACUAACGAAAGAAACAGCAUGUACAUUUUGCAAGUUAAAGUUCAUCAUCUUUUCUUUUUUACUUGGCUAAAUGAGUUUUGUGUGUGCAUGUGUGUGUGUGUGUGUGUGUGUGUGUGAGAGAGAGAGGGUAUAUGUUUAAUUUAAUGAUUGUACUAUUGUUUUCAUUAGCACACAACAUAAGAUUUGUUCUCAGUGUUGUCAUUUCUACCCAGUGUGAAAUUAUAAUGAAUUGAUUUUUGUUUUGUUUUUUAAUCUUUAUUUCUGUUUUAAAUUAAAAAGAAAAAAGAAUAUAAAUAUAUAUAAACAAACAACUCUAUGCAGGUGAUUGUGUGAAGAUAAAGUUUUUCUCCACCAAUGCCCUAAAUUUUCUGUUAAGUGAGAAAAAGAAACUAGUCUUAUUUGACAUGUCGUUGAAAUGGUUUAACAAAUAUUCUUAAAUGUUUAUCUAUCUUAUUCAUAUAUAUCAACAUCACUAUCAAAAUAGAUAUAUUUAACAAAUCCUCCUUCACACCCUUUCUAUACAUUAUUUUCACACAGCUGAUGAAAUAAAUUAAUCAGCGCAAAAUUAAUUUGAAUUUUCAUUUGCAGUUAGGUUUUACUGCCGUUUCUUAUCCCUCUUUUCAUUUUGUUGUUUUUUUUUAUUAGGGAGUGGCAGAAAUGAUAUAAUGUCAGAUGAAAUGCCUCCUACUAUUUAGUUUUGUCCCUUUGUGUUUUUAGCUUCAAAUCUUGUUCACUUCAUUUUUCACCAUUCCUCUGUGUGGUUGGGAGAGGAGGUGCCAACAAAAUAAGUGCCAGUCAUAACAAGGGUUGGGGUUCAAUUCAAUAGAAAUUACCUGUAUCUUUUACAAGUUAGUGGCUUUUUUGCCAAUAGGAAAAAUCAAUCGCAUACCUGACUAAAUAUCUUACAUUUUCAAUUCAAGUCCUGAUAGAACCAAUAUUUCAGCUCUUCGGGAUUAAUAAAGUUAACUUUCUCUUACAAAGAUCAUCCUUAUAUCUGAUCAGAGGUUUUUAUUUAUUUGUUUUUAACCUGUGUAGGCUGUUUUAACACAAAGCAAGAUUUGGACAUAUGAAUUUCUCAUCUUCAUAUCUCCUCCUGUUCUGAGGCUUAAUGCAAGUGUAAGAAACAUUUUUGUUGUUGUUAUUAUACUAAGUCUAGUUCUCCACAUUUUAGUAAUGUAAUAUAUAUUAUAAUUAGUUCCUUGCACUAAAUUGUUAAUUUUUAUCCACUCUGCUUUGUCUAUGUCUAUAUAUUUCUUUUCGUGUAUCAGUUCCUUUUAUUUCAGUCCCAGCACUAGAAUGAUUUUUUAAAAAUAGAAACAAAAACAGAAAAGAAUCCAUUUCUCAUUUGAUAAUAGGUAACUGAAUGUCUUUUUCCAAUGUUCCAUUUGGAGAAGAUUCCCUGAAAGAACACACUGAGUCAAAAGAAACUUUCUCUCUUUUACUCCACUUAAAACUUUCAAUUUAGAUUUCUUUCUCUCUCUCAUACACACACACACACACACACACGUUAGCUUCCCUUCCUGUUUACACACACACACACACACACACACACUUCUAUCAACCUAUGUUGGCAGUUGUCACAUUUCUCAUCACUGCAGUGGUUCAACUGAACGUUGAGUCUUUUUUCUAACAUAAGACAAAUUUCUUUUCAGAUAUAUAUUUUUUUCUUUCAACAUUUUCCAUCUCCCUCCCUUUUCUCUAUCAUUUUCCACUUUAAGGUAAAGAAGCAGAAAGAAAAGGACUCUUCUUUAUGAAAUAUUUUAUGGAUUAUUUAUUUUUUUAAGGAUCUCUGGGAGAACUCAAUAAACGAUCCAUUUGAUAAUCAA
Molecule: messenger RNA, 5842 nt
Organism: Octopus sinensis (East Asian common octopus)
Lineage: Eukaryota; Metazoa; Mollusca; Cephalopoda; Octopoda; Octopodidae
Product: ribonucleoprotein PTB-binding 1
Exons: 15
Coding region: 15-3392 (1125 amino acids)
Cellular component (GO): ribonucleoprotein complex
Molecular function (GO): RNA binding
Source: RefSeq, a predicted model, not a curated record